UUGGCUGGGGCGGUUAUGACCUCGGUGGAAGGGCCGGGGAAGGGGUGCAGGUCAGAGGCGGUGGCGGGCGACAACGGUGACCGUGGCAGCGAGAUGCGGACCGACAGGGACGGCAAGCAAGACGACGAUGCGGUGGUGGUGCUCGGGUUGGUGGCCGAUGGCGUGGGAGAAGAGGCAGAGCGGACAGAGCUGGAUGGGAAAGGCGAGGAGAAGGGCGAGGAGGGAAAGGCUGGCGAACGACGCGGACGCAGAUGCCGGCGGGGUGGCUCGGAGCGGCGGCGGCGGCGAUGGCGGACGCGUCGCGGCGUAGGGGAGCGCAUGCUGCGGCGAGUGGCACGGGCAGAGUGGCGGAGAGCCGGCGGUGGUGGAAGUGGCGAUAUACUUGACUCGAUAGGAGCCAUGGCAGCAUCCGAAUCGGAGACGAACCAGGUGUUGUUGAAGGUGCUGACGAAGCGGAUCGAUGCCUUGGAGGGCACCAUUGCGAAGCAGGCGAGCACCAUUGCGAAGCAGGCGAGCACCAUUGCAAAGCAGGCGAGCACCAUUGCAAAGCAGGCGACGGAGGCUGCGGACACCAUUCGCGAGCGGGAGCAGCUUAUGGAACAUCAAGACGAUGAGGGCUACGGACCGCUGUAUCUGGCUGCGGUGAACGGAUCGACAAAGUGCGUCAAGUGGCUCAUCCGCCACGGCGCACGGCUGCAUGCGCUCACCUCGGCCGGCUUUACCCCACUCCACGGUGCGGCAAAGUACGGCGAGCUGGAGGUGGUCCGGCUGCUGGCGGAUGCCGGCGCCGACGUUGCCGCCACCGACCGCCAUGGGCGGUCGCCGCGAGAUCUGGCUCGGCGCGGACGGCACAGCUCGGUGGUGCUGUAUCUCGAAUACGCGCCUGAUGGCCGCGAUGCCGACGCGGCGCCUGUUGGCGAGCCGCUCACCGAUCCGCGGCUCCAUUCGCCGUCGCUCGGGCGGGUGGACGACGGCGGCGGCGGUGAUGGCGGGGUGUACUCUGCGUCAAUCUCGUCGGCCGACGACGAGGACGACCCGUUCUCGUCGUCGUCGUCGGCAUCGUCGGCGUGA
Molecule: messenger RNA, 1071 nt
Organism: Thecamonas trahens ATCC 50062
Lineage: Eukaryota; Apusomonadida; Apusomonadidae
Exons: 2
Coding region: 16-1071 (351 amino acids)
Cellular component (GO): nucleus; cytoplasm
Molecular function (GO): protein binding
Source: RefSeq, a predicted model, not a curated record